GAGAGAAGUGGUCCAGCAGCUGUAUGCUCACAAGACAGAAGGCUAAGCCAUGAGUAAGAACCAGAAAGAAGUCAAGAAAAUCCAGUCAGCUUAUCUGCAGAAUGUGGAGAAGCUCAACCAGGGGGCGAAGCAAGAGAAGAAGAACUGGAAGGUCAAGGAAGCAGACUUUGCCGCGCCUACGGUCGCGGAGAAGCUGCGCCAGCCUCCUGCCAUCACCCCGGUAACCAAAAGCUCGGCGCACAGAAUCAGCAGAGACCUGACCUGCUCCAUCUGCUUGGAUCUCUUCAAGCAGCCCGUCUCUCUGCCCUGCGACCACACCUUCUGCCAGGGCUGCAUAGAGGGGUACUGGACUGGACCCAGGGGGCACUGCCAAGGGGUAUCAGGCUCCUGUCCCCAGUGCAGGAAGGUAUACCCCGGACAGAGCUACAGGCCCAACCGCAUCGUUGCCAACAUCGUGGAGAGCUACUGUCAGGGGCUGGAGGAGAGCGGCGGCGGCGGCGGAAACAGGCUGGCCGACGCGGCCGAGGCGGAGAAGGCGCCCGCACCGGCUCCGCGCUGCAGUCGACACCGGGAGGAGCUGAAGCUUUACUGCGAGGAGGAUCAAGAGCUGGUGUGUCUGGUGUGUGGAAUCUCUCAGGAGCACAGGAACCACACCAUGGUGUGCGUGGAAGAGGCGGAGCUCAAGUACAGGGCCUCUCUGAACAGCUCCAUGGAUUCCCUCAAAACUGAGCUCAGCACAGCGAUGCAGUGUGACAGGGAAGCUGAGGACGAGGUCAAAAAUCUCAAGGAGCACACGGCUGAUCUGAAGCAACGCAUCGAAGCCCAGUUCAGCGACCUGCACCAGUUCCUCUACCAGGAGGAGAAGAUGCUCCAGGUGAAGCUGAAGACGGAGGAGCGUCGUGAGCUGAUCCGCUUGGACGAGCACAAGGCUCUGCUGUGCGUGGAGAUCUCCCGUCUGCAGAGAGCCCUCCAAGAGAUAGAAGACAAGCUGAAGGAGCAGGACCCCUUCAAUCUACUGCGGAGCAUCAAAGUUUUGCUGCAUAGACCGUCGCUAAAGUUCGAGAAGCCAGUUUUUACGCCACCCAGUCUGUGUGAAGGCCGCUUUGCGGGGCCCCUGCAGUACAGAGUGUGGAAAUCUAUGAAAGGCAGUAUUUACCCAGUCCCUGCUGCCAUCACAUUUAACUCCAGCACGGCCAACCCUUGGCUCAGUCUCACCUCGUCCCUGACCUGCGUUCGCUACCAAACCUUUAACCACGCCGUGGAGGACAAUCCGCACAGGUUCAACGCCGCCCUGUCGCUGCUCGGGAGUCAGGGUUUCACCCACGGGCGCCACUACUGGGAGAUUGAAGUCUAUAGCAGCACCGUGUGGACGGUGGGCGUGGCCCGGGAGUCCGUGCCCAGAAAGGGAGUCAUCAAAGCUCUUCCAGCUAACGGCUUUUGGACCCUCUCGCUUUCUUACGGCAUACAAUAUAUGGCCGGCACGUCCCCGCCGACUGUUCUGUCCCUAGAGGAGCCGUUGGCCAGGAUUGGUGUGUACUUGGAUUACAAGAGAGGCUUGGUGUCCUUUUACAAUGCAGAGACCAUGACACACCUGUACACCUUUAGGGAGAUCUUUAGUGAGACACUCUUUCCGUACUUCAACUUGGGCUUCCUGGACAAAGUACAUGAGAAUGAGCCUCUUAAAGUUUUCAUGCCAAAGAUUUAAACUUACUGUGAACUUUUUGUUUUUGUUUCUUUUGUACACUAUCAGACCAUAAAGUACACCUUGACAGUUUUUGAAAGUCUGUAGACUGGAUCUAUGGACACGGUAUUUGUAAUACAUCAAAUAAAAUAUUUGAAU
Syngnathoides biaculeatus (alligator pipefish) is the source of this 1840-nucleotide messenger RNA. RefSeq names its product tripartite motif containing 69 (gene trim69). NCBI's taxonomy places the organism in Eukaryota, Metazoa, Chordata, Actinopteri, Syngnathiformes, Syngnathidae. Gene Ontology annotation, molecular function: protein binding; zinc ion binding. The record is from RefSeq and is a predicted model, not a curated record. Bases 50 to 1705 code for a protein of 551 amino acids. The transcript has 6 exons.